Messenger RNA from Brassica rapa (field mustard), 2360 nucleotides. Its product is annotated as CLAVATA3/ESR (CLE)-related protein 40. NCBI's taxonomy places the organism in Eukaryota, Viridiplantae, Streptophyta, Magnoliopsida, Brassicales, Brassicaceae. The record is from RefSeq and is a predicted model, not a curated record.
AAGCAUUUGUUCUCCACUUCACUGUAAUGCAGGGAUGUCUAGUUUAUCUUUAGUUGUUGUUGUUGUUGUCGGUACAAGUAGAGAAUCGUACCGUAAAAGCAAUGUAGUAUGUUUUAACUUUUAACCAAGGAAAAAUCUACUCUUCAACGACUCAUUAGUUUGUCUACCAAGACCAUUUUGUUUUUUUUUUUUUUUUUUUUUUCACAACAAAAGGCUAGAGAGAAACUAAGUAAAUUCCUGAUCUAAGAGCCAUUUCGGGAGAAUCGAAUCAACAUAAACCAUAGCUGCAGGUUGAUUUCUAACACCUCGUGCUAGUUUGUCCGUCAUUGUGUUCUGUGUCCUCGGAAUAUGGUGAAUAGUAAAGGGAUGAAAAAAUUUCUUACAUCGCAGAAACUCUUCCAUAUGUGUAGUGAAUGUCGGUCAUUCUGUUGGUGUAGACAUCAUCUUCACCAGUUGAGAGCAGUCAGUUGCAAACACCACUUCUGAGAUUCGUAGGGUCUUCAUACACUCCAUCGCCCAUAUCAACGCUUCACAUUCGACAUGUAAAAGUGAUAGACUUUUGCGAAUAGACAUGGCAUCCAUCAUAUUAUCAGAUGAUCCACGUGCUUUAUAAACCCAUCCUUGUGUUUGAUCAAUGUUCUAAAAUAGUUUGAUAGUCAGUCUCUUUUCCCUAAGGAUAGAUACUACGUCGUUUCACGCCCUUUGUUUAUUUGUUUUUUAUUGUAAGCCCAACUCUCUCAGAAAUGGGCCCAAAUAAAGCCCAUUAGCCUUAUAACUGUAUGCGGUUUUCUAUUUAAAUUAUUAAAAUAGCUCCACGUAGACAGCGAGGUGGCACUUUAUUAGUAGCUCCGCGCAUCUGUACGAGGAUGAUAUUUGUCUGAUUCGUUCCAGCCUGUAAACGGUAAUGUGUGUCCGUACAGAUUAUAAAGCUCGGCCUAUACGAAAUUAAAAUAAGCGAAAUGACGGAUUUGCCCAUCCAAUCCAUAUCCAAGGCUUCCAAGCUGUAAAAGGAGGGUUAAAAUCGUAACUUUAACCUUAUUAGACGACACCUCUCGUCAUCGUCACUCGUCACUCCUUGCUUCCACAAGUGAAGUUUUUCAUUUUUUGAAAAUGAUGACGAUGAGAUACAAAGGAAGCGUUUUUAUCACAUUCAUCUUCCUCUCCGUCUUCCUUCUUCAGUGUCCACUUGCUCACUCUUCUUCUACAAAAUUGUUCUGGUUAGCAGAAACAGAAGAUAUGAAUGCCAUGAAAAAGGAGCAUGAGAUUGAUGUUGGAUCAGCCAGUGAAGCUGAAGGAAGAAAAGUUCCGACUGGAGCCGACCCUCUCCAUCAUCACAACAUUCCCUUUGCUUCUCCAUAGAUUAGUUGCUUUUACAUCUUUUGUUUCCCAUAAUUCAUAUUAGUCUGUAACACGUUUUACAAUCCAGUUUUUGGCUUUGUUUUUCCGAAUGUUAAUUAAGUUUCCUGUUAUAAAAUGAUUAUUUGUUAGUCUGUAACAUCCAAUGACGAACGUAGCAAACGUUUUUGUCAUCUUCUCAGAAAUAUUGUCGCCAAAAUAUUUGUGGAUGUUAUCUUUCCAAAAAAAUAUAUAUAUUUGUGGAUGUUUAGAUAAUAUUUUUCAAUUGAUAAAAACACUUAUAAGAAUGAUAACUCUUUAUGAGAUUAAUAAAUCACUUUAAUUUAAACAAACCAUAUUUUGUAAUUUUAAUUUUGAUAUUUACAAACAUUAAUUAGUCUCUUAUCUUCUUAUUUAUGAAGUAAAUACAAGAGUCAAGAAGAUAAGGAAUUUGUGGUAGGAAAUGAUAAAAUACUUUAUCUAAAAUCCUGGUCAAUUUAUUUUUCUUAGAAUUGCUUACCUUGUAUGUUGGUCAAAAAUAAUCCUGAUUAUAGAGUUUAUAGAUUUAAAUCUCCAAAAAAUUAAAACAUUAUCUUGUGUAUUUAAGUAUGAUAUAUAGCAAGAUCUAAUUAUAUUGUAGAUCUUAAUUGAAUGUACAGUUGAAAAUUUUCAAUAUUAUACCUUUUUUGAAAAACUGUUAAGAGUAGUUUAUUAGAAACCGCUGAAGUAGUUUAUUUUAGUGCGUUAAAAGUAAUCGUUGAAUUAGUUUAUUUUGGCAUGAGACCAUAAAAUAAACUGAAACAUUAUUUUAUACUUCAAUAUGAUAUUUAUAAAGAUGACUGAAUUAAUUUGUAAAUUUUAACUGAAUGCACUGUUAAAAAGAUUUUGAAAAACCGUUAAAAUCCGUAAAAGUAGUUUUAUUAGAAACUAUUGAAGUAAUUUAUCUUGUCGCGCUAUAAAUAAAGAUGAUUGAAUUAAAUUAUGGAUUUUAAUUGAAUGCACAGUUAAAAAGAAUUUGAAAAACC